ACCCCACAAACACUUUCCCCCCUCACAAAAACUUCAACCCAACUCAAAAAAAUCCGGUGCAUAUAUACUCGUGGCAUCGUCUUCUUAUACAAAUUUCUGUCAUAUUCUUCAUAAAUCAAUCCCUUCUUUUUCACUUGUUUUUUUUCCGGUCAACUAACCCCCUCCGACAAAACUUGAUUCGAAUACUAUACAUUCAUAUCCCUCCUGUUGGACAACAUUCGAAUCAGAGGUUUGUGGUAAUAGUAGUAACUAGCAAGGGAAGUAGCAUUAGAAUCAGAGCUUUCUUUGCCUGUUUUCUACCUAUGUCUUCUAGAAAACGCCGCUUAGAUAAUACUUCAUUGGUGUUGGAGCCUCGGAAACACACAGUCACUUCUACUCGGGUGGAUAUAGCAAUUCCUAGAGCAAAAGAUAGAAGGGUUAGACCUUGUUUUCUUUCGAAGAAAGCUAAAAGGUUAUUGCUGCAUCUUAGUGAACUCGAGUUUAGGAAAGCUUUCUUACUCUUCAGUUACAUAGGGAGGAAUAAUAUUGUAGACAUUAUGUCUUUCGAGGACGCUGUUGAACUUGUAAGUUUAACUGAUCUGCCUAUGGAAACGUUUGAAGAAUACCUUUGGAGUAAGUAUGGUCGGCGCUAUCUCGGAGAGGAGUCACUAGACAGGAUAAAUCAUCAUGAUUGGGACUCUAGGAGAACAAAUUUAUUUUACUGUUAUGUUUACCAGGAUGGAACUUACAGUUUUAAGGGUCCAUAUCUGGACACAACAAGAACUCACUUACAGAGAGCAUUGGGAGAUGAAAAUAUAUUGAUUGUGAGAUUUCAUGACUGUGAUAUUAGCAUCAGUGACUACGAUGCAAUGUGUACGAAGAUUGCUGAAGAAGGAAUUCUUGUUGGAUGGAGGCUUUAUCGACACUUUGGUUUUAAAGAUGGGGGCAGAGAGGAAAAGAGGAAAAAUCCUUCUUUAUCUUCAGUGAAGUUCUAUUUUGUUUGGACAGAAUCUAUUGUUCCCUCUUAUACGAAUGAAGCCUAUAUACUCGAAAAUAGAACCAUUCAAGAGGCUAGGAGUCUUUUUAUGCAUAUACAUAUGACGCCUAGUAUGGCCAAAUAUGCCUCGAGGUUUUCACUGAUUUUGUCGAAGACUAUAAAGCUUCAAGUGGAUCUUGAUUCAGUGCUUAUCGAAGUGAUUGAAGACAUCCCUUGCUGUGAUCAAAAUGGCUGUCAUGUUUACGAAGAUGGAGAACGUCUAAUCCACACCGAUGGAACUGGUUAUAUAGCAGAAGAUUUGGCAAUGAAAUGUCCUAAAGAUAUUUUCAAAGCUAAAUAUAUGAAGGAUCAACAAUUCGAAAUUAAGAAAAGUGCUCAGAGCAAGUAUCAUGUUCGAGAACCGCCUUUGUUGAUCCAGUGCCGCUUAUUUAAAAAUGGCCUAGCAGUCAAGGGAACUCUUCUUGUCAACAAAAAGCUCAGAAGUGGAACAAUACAAAUUAGACGAUCAAUGAUUAAGGUUGAGGCUGAUUCCACACUUCCAACUGAAAAGUGUUUUAACUCGUUGGAAGUAGUUGCAGUAAGUCAUAAACCUAAGAGAUGUACUCUGUCGAAGAAUUUAAUUGCACUCCUAAGCUUCGGUGGUGUUCCAGAAGAUUUCUUUCUUAAUUUAUUGCAGAAAGCACUUGAAGAAACUCGGAUCAUAUUAUUGGAAAGGAGCUCAGCUCUUAAAUUUCUGAUGAAGUUGAAAGAUAGAGAUAAUGUAGGUUUGAUGAGAAGAAUGCUUGUGUCUGGGAUUGCCCUUGAUGAACCAUGUCUUCAACAUUGUUUAACUCAUCUGGCGAGUGAAGAGAACAAGAGACUCCAGCGUGGAAAGCUUCCAAUUAGUGAGAGCUAUUAUUUGAUGGGCACAGCUGAUCCAACUGGAUUGCUAGAGAACGAUCAAGUUUGUGUCAUUUUAGGAGACGGUCAAGUUACUGGUGAUGUGUUGGUUUACCGUAAUCCAGGUCUGCACUUUGGGGAUAUACAUGUUCUAAAAGCUACAUAUCUAGAGUCCAUUGCAGAUUUUGUUGGAAAUGCCAAAUAUGCUAUAUUUUUCUCUGCCAAAGGCCUGAGACCAAUGGCAAAAGAAAUUGGCGAUGGUGAUCUGGAUGGAGAUAUGUACUGGGUCUCUAAAAACCCCAAGUUGUUAGGUUAUUUUCGAUCACAUCCACCAUGGAAACGUACCUUUCCAGCGGGGCCUCAUGUAUUACACAGCAAGGUUAUUGAGUUUUCUUCUGAGCAACUGGAGCAGGCACUAAUGCAACAGUACUUAAUCAUAAGGAGACAGAGCAACAAUAUUGCCGCGGCGGCUGAUAGCUGGCUGGCUUAUAUGGAUCGACUUCUGAUAUUGGGAGAUAAUAAUCCUUCUGAGACAGAGCAUAUGAAGAAAACAAUGCUUCACUUGAUUGAGAUAUACUACAAUGCCCUAGAUGCAGCUAAGAGUGGGAAAAAGGUGGAUUUUCCAAAUGAAUUGAAGGCUGAAUUGUAUCCCCAUCACAUGGAGAGGACCAACAUAUAUGCUUCUACUUCUGUUUUAGGACUAAUCUAUGAUGCAGUGCAGAGGAGACAAACUCAAUCAGUGUCGGUGGAAGAUACAUGGGAACGACGGAACUUCAAGGAAGCUAAAGUUCCUCAUGAAUGCCUGAAGUUGUGGAGAGAGAGAUACAAAAAGUACAAAGAAGAAUUGUACUACGCCGUGAAGUCUGAUGAAUUCCAAAGUGUAUCCGUCGAUAAUAUUAUACUGAAAUAUAAGCAGAUGUUGUAUGGUGCCGAAGAAUUGGAUCACAGUAAGCGAGAGAUGAACGAUAUCUACAAUGAUGCUCUUGCUAUUCAUAAUGUCGUUUAUGACUACGCGAAGAGUGUACGAGAUGCUGGGAAAUGCUUAUUUGCCUGGCAAGUUGCAGGGGACGCCUUGUGCAAGUUUUAUGGAAUGAAAGAAAAGUAAGAAUCAGGGUCUGUGCUCCUUCUGUUCCGCAUAGAUGCUGGAUAAGCCGCGGUUUAGUAUCCUCUUCGAUGUAAAUAUAAUAACGUUAAUGUUGUAAUGUAUGAUGAGCCUGUUAAUGUUGUAAUGUAUGAGCCAGUUUGUCCUAUAAGUAAAA
Molecule: messenger RNA, 3114 nt
Organism: Daucus carota subsp. sativus
Lineage: Eukaryota; Viridiplantae; Streptophyta; Magnoliopsida; Apiales; Apiaceae
Product: probable RNA-dependent RNA polymerase 5
Exons: 19
Coding region: 303-2960 (885 amino acids)
Biological process (GO): siRNA processing
Cellular component (GO): nuclear RNA-directed RNA polymerase complex
Molecular function (GO): RNA-directed RNA polymerase activity
Source: RefSeq, a predicted model, not a curated record